Molecule: messenger RNA, 357 nt
Organism: Striga hermonthica
Lineage: Eukaryota; Viridiplantae; Streptophyta; Magnoliopsida; Lamiales; Orobanchaceae
Source: the annotation of a GenBank genome assembly
AUGCCUAUUUCUUGCCGACCUACGGAGACUGUUUGUCGCCUUCUUCAAUCGCAGAACUGUCGUUCGAGGAAACGGAAAUUGUCAAUCGAGUGUUCCCAUAAUCAAAUUCGAACUCUGCGGACAUGUAAGAACUGCAAAUCACAGUUCGAGCCUUGCCUCAAUCAUCCUCGUGCUUGCCGCUAUCACCCUGCUCAUUUUGGGGGUGAAACAAAGAGAAAAUUCGAGAGCGUUUACACGGGUGGUACUAUGGAUACUCCAGAAUCUGGAAAAGUAUUCCAGUACUGGCAUUGUUGCGGGUCUGAGAAUCCCUUUGAUCCUGGGUGCACGGCAGCACCUCAUAUUUGUUAUGAUGAUUGA